CGAAGCACCACGACGCGAAUAGAUGCGAACAGGAGCAAUGGCAAAGAAAGAUCUGGACCAAAGGCACAAGCGCUUGCUGGCGCGGCUUGCUAUGGGCAUGUGUGGCCUGUGUGGCUUACAGAUGUGGGACAUGUUGACGAUGACCCGGGAGGCCCAUGAGUUCCAAAGACUUCCGCAUCCCAGAGCCUUCAUUGGGAACGUCAUGGCUGACACACCUGACCUGAGCGGUGACCGUCGGCAGAAGGCAGCCAAGCGGCUUGCUGAAGCAAAAGAGGUGCUGGAUGAAGCCCUGGAACUAAAGGCCGCUGGCGUGUCUGGAAAAGGUCUUUGGUACAGAGUCAUCACUGAGGGUGAAGAUGGCAUCGGGAUUCGGAAGGCCCCUAGGAUGGAUGGACCACGCGUGGAAGACCUCGUUCGUGGCAGUGUGUUUGAGGUGGAUAAAUUGAUCCAGAAGGAGGGUCAGCCGAUCUGGCUACACUUAGAUGAUGGCCGUGGUUGGGUUUUUGAUUUGACCCCAGUUGAUUCAGACACGCCAACGGUGGAAAGAAUACAAGGCGCUUACGAAUAUGGCAGAACCAUUGAAGAACUGGAAGCGGAUGUCGAAGCGGCGAGAUUGGAACUAGACAGGAUCCGGGGAGCAAAACGAGGUGCUUCCUGACUUCAUGACACUUUUUUGCUGUGCCAUUUGAUUGGCCCGCGGCAAUGCUUUGGAGAGACCAGCGUCCAUGAAAAA
Messenger RNA from Cladocopium goreaui, 733 nucleotides. Lineage: Eukaryota; Dinophyceae; Suessiales; Symbiodiniaceae. The record is from the annotation of a GenBank genome assembly.